AAGAAGCGAGAGUGUCUUUGAACAUAAAGUAGAAGGACUUGUUGGUGAAGCUAACAGGUGGAGAGAGAUAUGAGGCCACUCUACUCUUUGGUCUUCACUUUCUUGUGUCUGGGGAGCCUGCUGAUCACUCUCACCUGGCACAUGUUCGACUACAAUGAUGACGAACCUUACAGACUGCCUCGUCACAAGAAAAGCCCUUCUGAGCUCUGUAAAGGCUGCAAGGAGGUCAUCAACAAAGUAAAACAGCGUUACUCUCAAAACUGGAAGAAGCAGGAGGAAAAUUACACAAAGUUCAGAUCUGAGCUGAGCAGCAAGUGUAAUGGAUCUGACAAUGCCAUCAUUACCCAGGCCAACACUCCAGUGGGAUCCAAGAUUGUGUAUGAUGUGGAAAGGAAGAGGAUCCAUGAGGUAUCCCUGGAGAUUUUCAGGUCAUUUCCAAAGGAGUAUCCACUCCCAAAUAAAACAUGGGACACGUGUGCUGUUGUUGGGAAUGGAGGGAUCCUGACAGACAGCGGCUGUGGAAAGAUGAUCGAUUCAGCUCAGUUUGUUAUCAGGUGUAACCUUCCUCCUUUGGAAGACGACUAUGAGAAAGAUGUGGGCACCAAGACUGACCUCGUGACAGCAAACCCAAGCAUCCUCUCAAAGAAGUACGGGGCUCUAAUUGGACGUCGCCGUCCGUUUGUGGAGAGUCUGAGAAGCUAUGGCAACUCCCUGCUUCUCCUUCCUGCCUUCAAUCCUGUGUGCGAGCGGGCUGUCAACAGUAUUGAGGAUUUUGAAAGCUCCAUCCGGCCCGUUUUCUUAAACUCUGAAUAUCUCCAGAAACUGUCAGUCUUCUGGCGCUCCCAAGGCAUUAAAGCAGCACGGCUCAGCACCGGCAUAAUGAUGACCAGCCUGGCACUGGAACUCUGUGCUAACGUGCAUCUCUACGGUUUCUGGCCCUUCAGUAAUCAUCCACAAGGACUCUAUGCCCUGACUAACCACUACUACGAUGAUGCAAAAGUUAAUGCAAGAGUCCAUGUCAUGCCGGUUGAGUUUGACCUCUUGUUGCAGCUGCACAGUCAGGGGGUGCUCAGGCUUCACCUGGAAGAUUGUCGGCCAGGUAAAUUGUAGUUCCAGGAACUAAUGAAAGCUGACAUGACAGGAGAAAAGUGGUUUGUAGUCCAGUCACCCAUGAAGUCUGUCAUAUACUUGAAUGAAUAGAUGGAUCUAUUUUGGUUGAUGACAGAGAUGGAAUGUGUUCAAGCAAGGUGCUCAGACUUACAGUGAAUACUGAAUUGGCCAAUCAGCAGCCAAAGUAUCUGCACGGAAAUCAUACAUUUUGCAUUUGCAUCAAGUCUUUGGUGGGUCUUGUAAAACUGGGAGUACUACUUGAUACUUACUUACUUGGAGUGAUGCCGAUAAUGCGUUAAUUAGUAACGCGUUACUCUAAUAUGACCACUUUUUUCAGUAACGAGUAAUCUAACGCGUUACUAUUUCCAAACCAGUAAUCAGAUUAAAGUUACUUAUCCAAGUCACUGUGUGCGUUACUAUUUUUUGUCAUUUUCCUUAGUAAAACGAUAUAUUUGCUUUCUUCUUGCGACUCGGGGAGCGACGUCGAUCGGCGGUUUUGCAAUCUAGUUUGCGGGUAAAAAUGGGUUUGGGUGGGUGGAUAAAAUUGGGCUGUUUUCGGAUCAGUUCUGCGGGUUUUUGAAGCCGAAACACGGGCACUUCAGAUCCUUUUUCUGCGACCCUCUGUUCAGCAGGCAGCAGUCUCACUCACUCAUUCACUCACACACACACUACAGCUCUGGCUGACGUGCCCCCUAAACUCACAACAGACACUCCCACUACCUUCAGGCUACGUUAAGUCAAUCAGUAAGGAUGACUAUAUGGCGCUUUAUAUCCAACACAAUCAUGAUCUAGUCUGUCCUUAGCCUACAAAAUAAAGUUUGAGAAAUGUCUGCAUGGAGCACAGCUGCUUACAGGUGUGCAGCUUACAGUGACAGUUUCCUCAUCGCUACCUGAGCCACCAUCCGAUCCUCCUCCUUCAGUUUUUGCCCGUACGCACCCGGUAUCUCAUCUCUUUCUCUCUUGCGAUUUACACAGCACAGCUGGACAAAGUGGUCUAUAACUGCCGUUUAUAUGCAGCAGUCAAUAUGAUCGCUAUUGGCAGUCCGGGGUAUAAAUGCUCAGAGUUUGUUUCAUUUUAAUAUAUUAUUAUAUAUAAGUUGUAAGCUUCAGAAACCAUCAAACACAUAUAUUUAGGAAAAGUCGCCGACUGAGAGACAUGUAGUUUUAAUGUAAGACUGUCUUUAUUUUAUUUUUUAUUUAAAAAAAGAGUAUUUGUUUUUAAGUGAAGUCAAGAAAGACUGUCUUUAUUUUAUUUUUUAUAAAAACAUGUAUUUUUUUCAGGAAAUUGUUUUUAAGUUUGUACGUUACUGUUAAAAAUACACUUCCAAUAAAAUGAGUAUUGGCAAUUUAAAACUGGUUGUCAUUUUUAUGUUGAGGCGGCGAGGGGUUGUUGUCGGCAGCUGCUGAAUGUAACUAAUAAAGUAACUUGUAAUCUAACUUAGUUACUUUUAAAAUCAAGUAAUCAGUAA
Messenger RNA from Centropristis striata (black sea bass), 2579 nucleotides. Its product is annotated as alpha-2,8-sialyltransferase 8E-like. Gene Ontology annotation, molecular function: alpha-N-acetylneuraminate alpha-2,8-sialyltransferase activity. The transcript has 7 exons. The record is from RefSeq and is a predicted model, not a curated record. Gene Ontology annotation, biological process: oligosaccharide metabolic process; N-glycan processing. Lineage: Eukaryota; Metazoa; Chordata; Actinopteri; Perciformes; Serranidae. The coding region runs from base 70 to 1110 and encodes 346 amino acids.